AUGAUCAUUCGAGCCGAGAUCGCCGACUACGAUGUAGGUCGAGUACUGAUCGACACCAGAAGUUCGGUAAAUGUGAUUUUUACCGAUGCAUUCAAAGGUCUGGGAAUUGCUGACAACAUGGUCAAUCGGCAGAUAACGCCUCUACUCAGUUUUUCUGGAGAUCUGGUCCAGUCAGUUGGCAGUAUCAGUCAAACCAUCGCCUUCGGCGUUGCCCCCAGAAAAAUAAUGACCUACGACCAAUUCCUCAUCGUCGACUGCCUAACGGCAUACAACGUCAUCGUAGGACGAACGACACUCACCAGGGUCAAAGCCCACUUGUACCCCCACAUGUUGCUGAUGAAAUUCCCUACCCGCAACGGUACUGGCGUUAUCCGAGGGGACCAACUCAGCGCACGGACGUGCUAUGCAACUGCCCUUAAAUCGGUAGCUUGCAAACCUCCAAUGAAAGCCAUGUCUGUGCAGGGACUACCGAACGGUAGCGGGCCUAUAGACGACCCAAGAGAGGAAACACCAACGCCGGUAGCGCAGCCUGCGGAGGAACUCGAAACAGUAAUCCUGGAUGGGGAAUUUCCCGAUCGGUGGGUAAAGAUUGGCACCACCCUAGAUCCCGACCUACGAGCGCAAUUCAUUGACUUCUUGCGGCAACAGGCGGAGGUCUUCGCCUGGUCUUACGAUGACAUGCCUGGCAUAUCACCUGACGUCAUCAGCCACAAGCUUAGCAUCUCCACCGCCCAUAAACCGGUCAGACAGAAGCGCCGUUCGUAUGAUGCCGAAUGGUAUGAAGCCAUGCGUACCGAGGUGGAGAAGCUAAAAGCCAUCGGCUUUAUCAGGGAAGCUACGUACCAUGUCUUGCUUGCCAACUCGGUCAUGGUUCGGAAGGCCAAGGGGGGAUGGCGAAUGUGUCAGGACUAUAUCGACCUGAACAAGGCCUAUCCGAAGGACAGCAUCUCAUUAUCGAGGAUCGACCAGCUCGUUGACUCAACCGCUGGACACAAGCUGCUCAGCUUCAUGGACGCCUAUUCAGGGUACAAUCAGAUUUUCAUGGACCCUACCGAUAGCGAGCAUACAGCAUUUAUCACCUUCCGCGGGUUGUAUUGUUACAACGUCAUGCCUUUCGGACUGAAGAAUGCUGGGGCAACGUACCAACGGCUCGUCAAUCGGUUUUUUCUGAACAUAUUGGCGGCAUUAUGGAGGUGUAUGUCGACGAUAUGUUAG
This is a messenger RNA of Prunus mume (Japanese apricot), 1215 nucleotides long. Lineage: Eukaryota; Viridiplantae; Streptophyta; Magnoliopsida; Rosales; Rosaceae. The record is from RefSeq and is a predicted model, not a curated record.